CGGGGGAGGGAGGGGCGGAGAAGGGGGGGGGAGAGGGAGGUCCCGGCGCCUCCGCGCUCGCUCCCGCUGGGCACUCGCGGCGCAGCCGGCCCGGGCGGCGCUGGGGACAGCGGCCGCAGCGUCCUCCCUCCGGCCGUGCGCGCGGCUCAGCUCCGAGACUGCGCCCGCGGGGUGGGGAGCGGUGAGGGGACCGCGGCGCGCGGGAAGGGGCGGGCAGCGCGCUCCUGCGGCGGCCGCGGCGGCUGUGCUCAUCCCGGCGGCGGCGGCCCAGCGCUCGAGUGGACGCGCGGCUUCGCAAAUGGCUUGUCCCGCGCUCGGUCUGGAAGCUCUGCAGCCCCUGCAGCCCGACCCGCCCCCCGAGCCCGCCUUCUCCGAGGCGCAGAAGUGGAUCGAGCAAGUAACUGGCAGAAGUUUUGGUGAUAAAGAUUUUCGGACUGGAUUAGAAAAUGGAAUCCUUCUCUGCGAGUUGCUGAAUGCAAUAAAGCCAGGACUUGUUAAAAAGAUCAAUAGAUUGCCUACCCCCAUUGCAGGAUUGGAUAAUAUUAUCUUAUUCUUGAGAGGUUGUAAAGAACUCGGCCUGAAAGAAUCUCAACUCUUUGACCCGAGUGACCUCCAGGACACGUCCAACAGAGUAACAAUCAAGAAUCCUGAUUUUACUAGGAAGCUGAAAAAUGUAUUAGUUACCAUUUACUGGCUGGGGAAAGCUGCAAACAGCUGUACUUCCUACAAUGGAACUACACUGAACCUGAAGGAGUUUGAAGGAUUGUUGGCUCAGAUGAGAAAGGAGACUGAUGACAUUGAGAGUCCUAAACGCAGCAUCCGAGACAGUGGUUACAUUGAUUGCUGGGAUUCUGAGCGCAGUGACUCCCUUUCCCCUCCUCGCCACGGCAGGGAUGAUUCCUUCGACAGCCUGGACUCCUUUGGCUCCCGCUCCCGCCAGACACCUUCACCAGAUGUAGUGCUCAGGGGAAGCAGCGAUGGGAGAGGAAGUGAUUCUGAAUCUGACUUGCCACAUCGGAAGCUUCCAGAUGUGAAGAAAGAUGACAUGUCUGCACGGCGGACUUCCCAUGGUGAGCCAAAAUCAGCAGUGCCUUUUAACCAGUACCUCCCGAACAAAAGCAACCAGACAGCCUACGUCCCUGCUCCUCUGAGAAAGAAGAAAGCAGAGCGAGAGGAAUAUCGGAAGAGCUGGAGUACUGCUACCUCCCCCCUGGGCGGGGAGCGGCCCUUCAGUUAUCCUGAAACUAUAGAGGAGGAGGGAAGUGAAGCAGGUGAAGAAGACCCAGUUGGCCAAAUGCAUCCAGGGGCCCAGCCUUGUAAUGCUGGGCUAGGAUCACCUCACAGCAAUGGUAAGGAGUGGCCGCCUGCAGAGGGAACUGUGGUGGCACCAGCUCCCAAGUCUGAAGACAAAGAUGCUACUGAAAUCCAAAAACGCAGAAGGCUAGAGCAAGCUGGAAUCAAGGUUCUGCCUGCAGCACGGCGUUUUGCCAGUCAAAAGCAAUUAAGUGAAGAGAAAGAAGCUAUUCGUGAUAUUAUCCUUCGCAAGGAAAAUUCCUUCCUGACCAACCAACAUGGCAAAGAUUCAGAGUUGGAAGAGGAAGUCACAUGCCGACUGCCUGACCUUGAGAAAGAUGACUUUGCUGCAAGGAGAGCAAGGAUGAACCAAACUAAGCCUAUGGUGCCAUUGAGUCAACUCCUGUAUGGACCUUAUCGAAGAAGAGAUGCAGAGAAGUCAGCUGGCAACAAACAACUCUCAAAGGGAGUUUCAGAAAAGAAAAGUCUAGAAUGUAAAAGAAGCCAGGGCCAAACAGAAGAGGUGAAGUCAGUUGUGACCUGUGUUAUCCGAGAUCAGGAGAGUGAACCAGUGGAGGAGGGGCUCAGGAAGGUUCCAGACCCCUACAAGGAUGACCUGGCCCAGCGGAGAAUUCAGGGCAGCCUUGCCCCUCACCGCGAGGCUCUGAGCUUCAUCACACUCUCCACUAUUACUGAAGCCGACUUGGAGACAUGGGAGAGGCUGAAAGUGUCAGAAAAGACGAGGGAUGGAGAUGCUCAGCACAUCUGUGCCCCUGAGCCUUCACCAGAAAUCAAUGCAGAAACUGCCAUCCGUGAUGACUUUGCCAUCCGCAAAGCCAGUGCCUAUACAAAAACUUCCAGCCCGAGGCAAAAGUUUGUGCACUUUGGGCCAGUGACAGAGAUAGAUCAGCAGAAAUGGAGGCGGCUCAGCAUUGGCAUGGCUGGGCCUAGGGAGGUUGUAGAAGAAGUUGCCAAUCAUGACCGCAAGAUUCAAACUUACUCUGUGUCCUCUGCCUCGGAGGCUACUUCCAGCUUAAAGGAAGAUCAAAUGCUUAAUCCACAAAAUAACUCCAGCAACAGGAUUGUGAAUUCUGGCUUAGUCGAUUGCAAAAGAAGGGUCUUGUGGCUAGCUCCUGUGCCAGAGUCUCAGGAGGAGCAGGUCUACAGCUUGGCCAAGGGCCCAAGGAGGCCAGAACAAGUUACAUCCAAACAGCUACCACAGGAUGACAAAGAAGGAAAUGAAGGAGUUUCUCAAAGGGAUUCUGUGAUGCCACCAAAGGCAGAAAGAUCAGAGGCACUCAGCCAGCCCCUAUACGGUUCAAGAACUCCUGUGUCAGAUGACGCAGAGAGCACGAGUAUGUUUGACAUGCGGUGCGAGGAGGAGGCCACGGUGCUGCCGCACAGCAGGGCCCGCCAGGAGCAGCUGCAGCUGAUAAAUAACCAGCUGAGGGAAGAGGACGACAAGUGGCAAGAUGAUCUGGCUCGAUGGAAGAAUCGGAGAAGAAGUGCUUCUCAGGACUUAAUCAAGAAAGAGGAAGAAAGGAAAAAAAUGGAGAAGUUAUUGGCUGGAGAAGAUGGGAAAAGUGAACGAAGAAAAAGUAUCAAAACCUACAGAGAAAUCGUUCAAGAAAAGGAACGGAGAGAGAGAGAGUUGCAUGAGGCGUAUAAGAAUGCGAGGUCCCGGGAGGAGGCAGAGGGGAUACUUCAGCAGUACAUCGAAAGGUUCACCAUCAGUGAGGCUGUCCUUGAACGCUUGGAGAUGCCAAAAAUUCUGGAAAGAAGCCAUUCAACAGAGCCAAACUUAUCCUCCUUCCUGAAAGACCCCAACCCCAUGAAGUAUCUGCGGCAACAGUCACUGCCUCCACCCAAAUUCACUGCCACUGUUGAAACCACCAUUGCUCGUGCCAGUGGUCUGGAUACCAGCGUGUCAGCAGGCAGUGGGUCUCCAAGCAAAACUGUCACUCCCAAAGCAGUGCCUAUGCUGACCCCCAAGCCUUACUCCCAUCCCAAAAACUCUCAAGAGGUUCUGAAGACCUUUAAGGUAGAUGGGAAAGUCAGCAUGAAUGGAGAGACAGUCCAUGGAGAUGAGGAGGAAAAAGAAAAAGAGAAUUCUGCAGUGGUGCCUGGCCCCUCCUUAACCAAAUCCCAGAUGUUUGAAGGGGUGGCCAGAGUGCACGGGUCCCCAGUGGAGGUGAAACAGGACAAGAACAGCAUUGAGAUCAACAUCAAGAAGCCAAAUUCUCUUCCCCAGGAACUGACAGUAACCACUGAGGAAACUGAACAGAACACCCAAGAUGAUGAAAAUGAUGGUGAACAAGCAAGAAAAGGAAAUGCAGAGCUUUCCUCAUCAGAGUCACAGCAUUUUACGACCACUGUGACUCGAUGCAGCCCAACCGUGGCCUUUGUGGAAUUCUCCUCCAGCCCCCAGCUAAAGAGCGAUGUGCCAGAAGAAAAAGAUGGGAAGAAACCAGAAAAUGAGAUGAGUGGAAAGGUGGAGUUGGUGCUGUCCCAAAAGGUGGUAAAGCCAAAAUCCCCAGAACCAGAAGCAGCUCUGAUGUUUCCAUCUCUGGACAAAAUGCCUGAAACCAACCAACUGCAUUUGCCAAAUCUUAAUUCUCAAGAGUCGUCUGGCACAGCCAGUGUUCCGCUUAGAGUUCAGAACUCUUGGCGACGUUCCCAGUUUUUCUCCCAGUCAGUGGAUUCUCCAAACAGUGAAAAGUCACCUCUAACUACACCUUUUAAGUUCUGGGCAUGGGACCCAGAAGAAGAGCGGCGGCGACAGGAAAAAUGGCAGCAGGAGCAGGAACGUUUGCUUCAGGAGCGAUACCAGAAGGAGCAGGACAAGCUAAAAGAAGAGUGGGAAAAGGCCCAAAAGGAGGUGGAAGAAGAAGAACGCAGAUACUAUGAGGAGGAGCGUAAGAUAAUUGAAGACACUGUGGUGCCAUUUACUGUUUCUUCAAGUUCUGCAGACCAGCUGUCUGUGUCUUCCUCUAUCACUGAAGGCAGCAGGACCGUGAAUAAGACAGAUUUGGAAAACUGUCAUGAUGAAGAAAGAGAGAGAAAACAGAAGGAACCACUCCAGGGGAAUGAUAAUGACAUAUUGCAUCAAACCAAGGAAAGUGAUCUGCUGGAGGAGAAGGGCAGCCCAUCACAAGGGCCAUGGACUCCUUCUGAGAAUUCUGCAUCCAAAGGAAUCCAUCAGGUCCAUCAGCUGGAUACAGAGGUUGGGGCCCCAUUCGGUGGGACAAACCCACAGCUAGUUCAGGAUCCAUCCCAGAAUCAGCAGGUACCAAACCCAACAACAUACAUGUCAGAAGAUGUGAAGCCAGAAACCCUCCUGCUGCAUAAAAACCUUAACCAUCAGAUUGAGUCUCCAAGUGAAAGGCAGAAGAAAGGCCCUCGAGAGAACUUCCAGGCUGGGCCCUUGUCCCCCUGUUCUCCCACCCCUCCUGGCCAGUCACCAAACAGGUACAAGAGGUCUAUAAGUGGGAAGAAACUGUGCUCUUCCUGUGGGCUUCCAUUGGGUAAAGGAGCUGCGAUGAUCAUUGAGACCCUCGAUCUCUAUUUUCACAUCCAGUGUUUUAGGUGUGGAAUUUGUAAAGGACAGCUUGGAGAUGCAGCGAGUGGCACUGAUGUCAGGAUUCGAAAUGGUCUUCUUAACUGUAAUGAUUGCUACAUACGAUCCCGAAGUGCUGGCCAACCUACAACAUUAUGAUGUGGUUUUCAAGCUUUCAGAUCAUUAACCAUUACUUUAUCAAAGGUGUCCCCUGGCAAGUGCUUAACAAAAUCCCAAGUUCAGGGGCUACUCAGCAUUCAUCUGAUUUCUGAAAGGCUCUUCUGAAAGGUGGUGUCUGUUCUUUUGUAGCAGUGUUUGUGUUUUCCUGGGGGGGGGUGGUUGUUUGUUUUGUUUUGUUUUGUUUUUUGCAUUUGCACAGUAUAUACAAAGGAAUAUUGAAUUGUAAUGAUCUUGAAUAGUUCAAAAAGGGGUUUUAACAUGAUCAAACAGGCUUACCAUUUAAAAUGUGUUACUCUCUUCUUUGGGAAUUAGCUAAAGGAUGCAAUAAACCUGUUGUGUUUUAGUAUUUCUAGAUAUUAAACACUUUAUGUUUACAGAAUUGAGCUGCAGAAAGUGCAAGACAUGCCAAUUUUAGUGGUCUUCUAAGACAGGAGCAUAAAUUUAAUGCAUUUCAGAAGAACUAAACAUCACAAUGAGCUCUAUCUCUGAGCUAUAACUUGUUUUUAAUUCAGAGACACUCGUCUGAUAAUAUAUACUGUAAUCCUGAAAACAUUUGUGUUACUUACAUUUUGAGGUAGAAAUUAUACCAAUAAAUUAUUGCACUGUUAGUAUUAGAUUUUGUGUACCUUGGAAGUUACGUCAUUAAUAUCGGCUGGUUCGUCAAACACAGAGGACCCUUGCAAUAUUGGCUAGACUUAUACUCGGGGACAUUGCCCAAGGGUAGGAAGAAACCAGGGGGAAAUAUUUCAGUGAUCAUCUCCAAACUUAAUUAUGAAAAUCUGUGAGGAAGUUUAAUCUUCCAAAGAGUGGCAGGUCAAUGGUAGUCGUGAGGCCUGCUUCAUGGUGGCUUGCUUCUCUCUGAGCACUGGAUUAGGAAUCUUCAAUAAGGGGCUCAUAUAAGGUGUGUGGGAUGUGAAGCAUGGAGCUAAAUCUGUCAUUAGUUGUGACCACUGCUCACCCUUGAGGGCCACAUGCACAGGUAUUCAAGGAAAAACAUGAAGUCCAUGCUAAGAGAAUUCAGACGACACAAUAUAAUAAGCCACUGUGUGUGACCAGCAAGAAGCUGCCGCUCAGAUUGUGCCCUGUCUACUCUAAUGAAAACAUAUGCACCUUCAUUUUCCAUCACCUUCCUUACUAUGAAGAAUUCUGGACUUUGCUCAUGGAGUUUAGAAAGGAACUUUUGUGGAGACCUGGCUUAUUUUUCUGCCCUGCGUGAUAAGUUUCAGCCAGACGAGAAAGAAAUCAAGUGACUAAAAACCAUCACAAUUUGCAUCUCCAGGCUAUUUUCUUUAAGACUGGGGAAAGGGGGACUAUUUAUUCUGCCUUAAAAUGAUGGCAAAUCAGUGAAGAUAACAUUUUGUGAAUGUAGACUAUGGAUACACCCCUAGUAGGUUAAUGUAGUCAUAAAAAAGAGAUCAAGUAGAUAUGUUUCUGUUAUGUAAGCAAUACUUUCUGUGUGUCUUAUUGAGUAUGGCUAGCAAUUAUUUAUUUCCAUGCUAGAUGGUCCUUUGCAUGUGGGUUCAUGUAGGCGCAGAAAUUUCCUCAGCCACUGGAGGUAUUUUGACCACUUUAUCAUUUGGACGAGCUGUUAUUGGAUUGAAAUUUACACAUCAUUUCAUUAAAAAAUUGUGCCUUAGAAAAUGCAAAGCUGUUGCACAUAGUCAGAAAUGAAUUAUGGAUGCAGUACAUUGAAGAGAUGAAGUCACUUCCAAAUUCCCAUGACUUCUCAUGGAGGUGUUUGCUGUUUUACAGGGAAAAAUAAUGAAAAAGAAAAAAAUUCCUAAAAUUUUUAAAUUGUACAGAUUAAGUCCAAUAUUUUGAUUAACCACCUGCAUGUUUUAUUAAAUAUUUUGAUAAUGUGGAUGUUUACACUUUGCAUGAUACUAGCAGAGUACUUUACCACAAAUGAUGCACAAAACAUGUACAAUAUGGUCAUUCAUAACCAAUUUUUAUAGAGUACCUUUUACAUGUGGAAUUCCAUCCAUUAUGUAAGGAUUAUAUGAAUAUUGCACAUUCUCUUCUGGUUUCACACACCCAUUUGUACAUAUUUCUUAGUGAGACUCAUUGUACAUGUAUUGAAGCCAGAAGCAAGUCAAGAAAGAUAAAGCCGCAUCCUCCAACUGCAAAACAUGCUUUCCCAUAAUGAACACUAGUCACCAGCACAGAAUAAUCUCCAACAUUUUCUAAAUUCUAAUUGCCAACUGUUUCUAUUUCUAUUUGAUUUAUAUAUCAUUUAGAGUCAGUUACAUGGCAGCUUAGGCAGAGUAGAUCUUGUUUUUUCCAGUGCAGCAUAAUGAGUAUGAUCUAUUUCUUUUCAAAUAAUCUUUGAGAUCCCAGGAAAAAAAAAAUGCUGUACUCUGUGGAGCUAUAAUGCAAAUGUGUUUGUUUAAAAAACAGAUGAGGCAAGUGAGUGAUUUAUUGUUUCUAAGGAAGUAUAUCUGAUUUUUUUUCCUCAUACUCCAAAAGCUAGUCUCUUUUCUUUCCUAAGAAAAAAAUGGAUAACUCUGUUUUUCACUAGCAAACUUUCAUGACGUUUCUUCGUUCUUUCUAUGUAGUGUUAUUAAUGCAAUGCAUAUUCUAGUUAUCUAUACACAGCUUAAGAUUUAACAAACUGAAAUGAUCCACCUCAUAUAUGAGUCCGUCCAAAAGAUGUUACUGUCCUGGGUGGGCCAAUAUUCUAUAUCACUUACACUAACUUUCAUUUAUAAUAUUUAUUCUAAAAUGCCUCUGAGAAAUAGUAAAAACAAAAGCAAAAAGUUGUCUAAAAUGCACAGCUUUUAUAGAAAAUGUACAUUUAUAAAUAAACACUCAAAUCAA
Molecule: messenger RNA, 7846 nt
Organism: Heterocephalus glaber (naked mole-rat)
Lineage: Eukaryota; Metazoa; Chordata; Mammalia; Rodentia; Bathyergidae
Gene: Limch1
Product: LIM and calponin homology domains 1
Biological process (GO): actomyosin structure organization; regulation of focal adhesion assembly; positive regulation of stress fiber assembly
Cellular component (GO): stress fiber
Molecular function (GO): myosin II head/neck binding; actin binding
Source: RefSeq, a predicted model, not a curated record